AUGCACCCCAUGAUGAGCUGCGAAUUCGCCGCCGUCCGCCUCCCUGGCCUCCUGCCGCUCCGGUCGGGCCGCAUCAGCCGACCAUCUCCGCUGCCGCCGCCCGCCGUAGCCAACAAUAAGAAACCCGCUGCCUCCACCUCCGCGCGCUGCCGCUGCGCGUCGUCCCGCCGCGACGACGCGGAUGAGUUCAGCUGCAACGGCGGCAGCGGCGGCGGCGGGGGGAGGCUGGUGGACGAGGGGAUGGUCGUCCUGCGGCGACGGAUCCACGAGAUGGAGGCCGCGGAGCGCGGCUGGGCGCCUCCCGAGGACUGGGCGGCGUGGGAGAAGGAGUGGUACGCCACCUACGACGCCGACGUCUGCCGGCUCCUCGGCGUCCUCCAGGCGUUCCUCGUCAGCUCCCGGCCCGGCGUCGGCGUGGGCCUCGUCGCCGUGCUCGUGCUCGCGGUGCCGGCCUCCGCCUUUGUCCUCGUCUCCCUCCUCCUCGAUGCUUCACGCGCAAUCGUCUCCAAUCUGCAACACUGA
Molecule: messenger RNA, 522 nt
Organism: Miscanthus lutarioriparius
Lineage: Eukaryota; Viridiplantae; Streptophyta; Magnoliopsida; Poales; Poaceae
Source: the annotation of a GenBank genome assembly